Molecule: messenger RNA, 559 nt
Organism: Fulmarus glacialis (Northern fulmar)
Lineage: Eukaryota; Metazoa; Chordata; Aves; Procellariiformes; Procellariidae
Product: cleavage and polyadenylation specificity factor subunit 3-like
Exons: 5
Biological process (GO): mRNA 3'-end processing by stem-loop binding and cleavage
Cellular component (GO): mRNA cleavage and polyadenylation specificity factor complex
Molecular function (GO): RNA binding; RNA endonuclease activity; 5'-3' exonuclease activity
Source: RefSeq, a predicted model, not a curated record
AGGUGCUGGCCAAGAAGUAGGAAGGUCAUGCAUUAUUCUGGAGUUUAAAGGAAGAAAAAUAAUGCUUGAUUGCGGAAUCCAUCCUGGACUGGAAGGAAUGGAUGCUCUUCCUUACAUUGAUUUGAUAGAUCCUGCUGAGAUUGAUCUCCUCCUAAUUAGUCAUUUCCAUUUAGAUCACUGUGGGGCUUUACCAUGGUUUUUGCAGAAAACAAGUUUUAAAGGAAGGACGUUUAUGACUCAUGCCACAAAGGCUAUUUACAGAUGGCUUCUUUCAGACUAUGUCAAAGUCAGUAAUAUAUCAGCGGAUGACAUGCUAUAUACAGAAACAGACCUUGAAGAAAGCAUGGACAAGAUUGAGACCAUCAACUUCCAUGAAGUGAAAGAGGUGGCAGGAAUCAAAUUCUGGUGUUACCACGCAGGCCAUGUCCUGGGAGCAGCCAUGUUUAUGAUUGAAAUAGCUGGUGUGAAGCUUUUAUAUACAGGUGAUUUCUCAAGACAAGAAGACAGACAUCUGAUGGCAGCUGAGAUUCCCAAUAUUAAACCUGAUAUUCUUAUAAUU